Messenger RNA from Lindgomyces ingoldianus, 1197 nucleotides. Its product is annotated as phospholipase. Gene Ontology annotation, cellular component: membrane. The record is from RefSeq and is a predicted model, not a curated record. Bases 94 to 1197 code for a protein of 367 amino acids. The transcript has 3 exons. NCBI's taxonomy places the organism in Eukaryota, Fungi, Ascomycota, Dothideomycetes, Pleosporales, Lindgomycetaceae. Gene Ontology annotation, biological process: arachidonate metabolic process.
GUGAAAUGCGAGAGACCACAUAUUUCUAGGCAUCCGUGGUUUCCACUUUGCACGAGCACAUCGUACUGCUCUGUCUUGAGGCAAACGGAAAGCAUGGCGACGGAGCAUAGCGUCAACGUGCAAAGCCUAAUACCCUCAACAACACCGUCGCGAACCCAAACCGGCGAUGGCCACACCCUUGACAAUACAGGCUACUGCCUCUUGUCCCUAGAUGGUGGUGGUGUCCGUGGCCUUUCGACUCUAUACAUUGUGCAAAACAUCAUGGACCGGCUGAACUAUAUGCGCGAAGAGGCAGGACUGCAACCUAGGAAACCGUGCGAGAUUUUCGAUUUGAUCGGCGGAACAAGCACGGGGGGUCUAAUCGCCAUCAUGCUGGGCCGUCUCGAAAUGACCGUUGAGGAAUGCAUAGAAGCAUAUACGAAAAUGAUGAAACACAUUUUUGCGCAGAAGAAAAACCGCUCUUUCAUCAGUAUCUUUGGCGGUGUAAAGGCGCGGUUUUCCUCAGAGGCACUCGCAGACGCAAUUUCUCAGGUCCUCAAAGGACGGGGAAUCUCCAUCAACGAGAAGUUUGAGAAUGGAGUAAAGCCACGAUGUAAAGUCUUCGUCUGCACAAAGUUCCAAAAAACGAACACGAUAACUCGCCUCCGCAGUUAUCGCAUCCCCGCAGGCACCGAUCGCCGCCCCACCAUCCUUGAAGCCGCGCUCGCGACCUCCGCCGCACCAACCUACUUCUCCGACGUUGCCAUCGAAGGCAGCAAGUUCGUUGACGGCGCACUCGGGGCGAACAACCCCGCCGUGGAAGUCGAAGAGGAGGCCUCCGAUCUCUGGUGCGAAGAGACAGGCCAUCUGCAGCCUCUAGUCAAAUGCUUUAUCUCGAUUGGCACCGGGCACCCCGGAAUACGGAGUGUUUCCGACAAAGGGCUAAAGAACCUUUUAGAAACGCUGCAGAAGGAGGCGACGGAGACAGAGAGCACCAAUCAGCAGUUCCUGGGUCGCUGGCGGGACCAUGUGGAGAAGGACCGCUGUUUUCGGUUCAAUGUCGACCAUGGGCUUGAAAAUGUGAGGUUAGCAGAGUUCGAAGAGGAGGAUCUGAUUCGAGCGGCGACGUCUACAUAUUUGAAGGAGCGGGUUACGAAAGGAAAGUUGAGGGUGUGUGUAGAGAAUUUAAGGAUGAAGGAGUGUAUGUAUGGCGCGUAG